This is a messenger RNA of Acomys russatus (golden spiny mouse), 879 nucleotides long. RefSeq names its product TBC1 domain family member 16-like. The record is from RefSeq and is a predicted model, not a curated record. Lineage: Eukaryota; Metazoa; Chordata; Mammalia; Rodentia; Muridae. Bases 54 to 833 code for a protein of 259 amino acids. The transcript is spliced from 2 exons.
GACGAGCCUCGCCUGGGUCUAAGUGUACGGAGGAUGGAAACGCAUGCUCAGCCAUGUCUCUGGGCCGCCUCCUUCGCCGGGCCUCCUCCAAGGCCUCGGACCUCCUGACCCUCACCACGGGGGGCAGUGGUGGGUCCCCCUCCGUCCUGGAUGGAGAGAUCAUCUAUUCCAAGAACAAUGUCUGUGUGCACGCGCCUGAGGGGCUACAGGGCCCUGGGGAGCACCACCCAGGGUACCUGUGCCUGUACAUGGAGAAAGAUGAGCUGCUGGGGGCUACCCUCAUCCUGGCAUGGGUCCCCAACUCUCGCAUCCAGAGGCAGGACGAGGAGGCCCUACGCUAUAUCACCCCCGAGAGCUCACCGGUGCGCAAAGCACCCCGGCCUCGGCGCCGACGCACCACGAGCCUGGGGGCCCCCUACCAACCCUCUCCCACAGAGCCAAGGCCUCCCCUGAUCCCCAAAGACGAAGACAUCCUGGCGGUAGUUCAGGACACGCAGGAAACUGUGCACAUCAGCCCUACAGAGGAAGACCAAGAAAAGCUGGCCCAGGGCCCAGAGGCGGAUGGGCCCCUGCCCGCUUCACAGCCUGUCCACAGUGAUUCCGGGAUCUUGUCUGCAGUCAGCUCCCAGGACGGGACCGAGGAUGGCCGGGAGCCGCGGCCUGAGGCCGUGGAGGAAGAGGGCUCCCUGGAGCUGUCCGCUGAUGGCGUGAGCAGGGAUAGCUCCUUCGACUCCGACUCGGACGCCUUCUCUUCACCUUUCUGCCUGUCACCCAUCAGCGCGGCCCUGGCGGAGGGGAGCGGCCCUGCAUUCCUGGAGAGCGAGGGCAGGUGAGUUCCUAAUGCAGAGCUGCCCAGACCUGACGUGGCUUACAAGAAGG